Trichobilharzia regenti is the source of this 801-nucleotide messenger RNA. The record is from the annotation of a GenBank genome assembly. Lineage: Eukaryota; Metazoa; Platyhelminthes; Trematoda; Strigeidida; Schistosomatidae.
CAGCACUUUCAACAGUCCGGGGAUUCAGAACUAGUUUUAUUGUCUCUCCGUUAUUCCCGUGCUUGGUCUGACGUACUAAAGCACUCAGAUUCAUUACAUUAUUAUUAUCACAGUGAAAUAGUGGACUCCGUAAGCCUACCUUUGACAUCGAAAAGUAUAUUCGCGUAAAUUUCAUUGGUUCGUUGAAAGCAGCAGAUACAGAAGUUAACUGUUGACCUUGAAGCUCACCCCGCGCAUUUCGUUAUAUCACGUUAACUAGUUGUAGUAUGGACCAGAAAAGUACUGAGCCCAUACCAGUUAGAAGGGUUACUGUUAAGGACAUAUCGCAAAUACCACAGGAUCACGGUACAACUCCAGGUGGAACUUUGUUCAGUACUACACCAGGCGGCACUCGUAUUGUGUAUGAACGUGAUUUUAUUCUCAGUUGCCGUAAUUCACCGGUUGCUCGAAGCCCAAUGCGUGAUUUGAUAUUAUUACCAGAAAUAGAUCCAUCAAGUGUGAAUAAUGGUAAAGGAACUCACUUGCCUAGCAGUCAUGAAACAAAGAGUUCUCCACCCGCAAAGAGUAAAGAAACUGAUCAUAACAAAGGUGAUGACUCACCGUUCGAAAUGGAUGUAUAAGUGCAAACUUUUGAGCAUGUUGUAAACAAACUAUAUAUAUAUAUAUAUAUAAUUGUAAUAAGUUUUGUCUGUAGCAGAUAUUAAUUCAGACACAACACAUACACAUUUGCCUAUUUUUUGUACCCAAUAAUCUUUCUACAUGAAUCAUGUUUAAUCACGAAUAAAAUUAAUUGUAAAUGUA